GUUUUUUUUUAAUACGAAUAUUGUAAUCAACAUUAAUUGCAAUUCUGAUUGACUUGUGCUGUAUGUAUUUGAUAGUUCCAUGUUAAACAAAAUAAGACAAUGCACGAGUUUUCCGAUUUAUUCCAAGAUGUUUACCAUUUCAAAUGACGAGCUACAUGUACUUAUAAAUUCUGGAGAUGGGUACUUUUUAAUCGGUACGGUGUACUGACAUGAAUGGGGUUUGCUGAGAAAUAUCACGUGGCAAGUGCAAUAAAACUGUUUAUCAGAAUCUUCUUUUCACCCAUAUAGUAAGUUGGCAGUUAACGUGGUUCUGCGCAUAUCUGGUUAUCUAUUUGUGUUCUGUUUAUCAUACAAUAUAUAUUUGCGAGAGCAUUGGAAUACACAUGCACAUCAUAGUAGAGGGAAAAAAAUCAACAGCAAUGUAGAUACGGGAAACACCUUUUGACCACAAAAUCUUUUAAGAUACCUAUGUGCCGAACCUAUGAACUUAUGAGAGCAAAAAUAAGUUCGACCAAACAAAAAUGUUGGCAACUACGGUUCCAAACUAGAGGAUCAGGCGGGAAUUAUCAGCUGUUAUGAAUGAGCUCUUUGCGUAGCGGAAUCCCUAAAUUUGGCGCAGAAGGCAUAAACUGAUCACAAGAAAUUACGUUAAGCAGUGCGCUGACAUAAUUUUACAACAAUAAAAUAAGGUGGGGAUUUUUUUUGCAGAAAGGACAAAAAACAGGUUGUUAUUCCUUCCAUUUUCGUCACACAACCUCUUUCCUACUCUAGCAAGUUUGAGUAAAUUUCACUACAUGAACUCAUUGAAGGUGGGAAAGGCAGAUUAAAACUGAAAUUAACCUUUAGUGUUUAUCAAGGACAAUCAUAUACAAUUUUGAUUUGUGAGGUUUAUCCCUCUGAACAACUGCCAAUUUCUUUAUCGAGCAAAUAAGUACAAUUGUUUUGGAUGGGGGCGUAAAUAUAUUGUGAUACAGCAAUGUCUGCGUGUCUGGUUUGUACUUAUCUCCGCCCGUCCCAGUUUUGCUAUGUGCCUUCCUUUUAGAUUAUGACGUUCUUAUUCCACGUUUUCCUAACGAUGCCGAUUACUACCACUACAAAUACUAAUUGGGCCAGUGGCGGAUCCAUAAGGGUGGGGUGGGGGUGGGGGGUCCGGGGAUCGGCAACCCCCCCCCCCCUUUGUCAGAUUAUUUUGCUAAAAAAGGUCAAAAUAACGCUUUUUGAGAGUCGAACCUUGCUUUGAAAACCAAAAUUAAUGACAGAAUCCCUCCUUUCAAAAAUUCCUCUAUCCAUCCCCGUGUACUGACACCACCAUACCACACCUCAAGAAUAAAUUCUAGGUUAGUAAUUUCAUGUAAGUUAUAAAUUUAUUUAUUGUUUUGAAAUAUUAAAGUUAUAUAUCAUGGUGGAUAUAUAAACACAAUGGAAGCAUGGGCUAUUUUCUACUUUUAUCGAGAAAUAUGAAAAAUUGAAACGCCGUAUAAGAUUAUCACUAAGAAAACAUUACUAACUAAUGAUAAAGUUGACAUCACCAUAAAACAGCCAUAUUUUUAAAAUAGCUGUUACGCAUGGCUGCUCAAGAAAAUCUGAAAUUAAGGAUAAUUUCAAAUACUUAGUAUUGAAAUGUACAUGUUGUAAACAUGUAAACGUAAAUCACCCUCUUUCCCAAAAGUGAUGCCCCUUUAAGUGAAAUUAGUUAUUACAUACACAAAGAUUAUCAUAGUAUAUAAUAUGGUUUGUUCAUCAAACUAGCCAGGACCCUUUAUUUCAAACAGUAUAUGGGUAUUGAAGAUGUUCCUUUUUUUUUAUAAACUGUGUUUUUUUUCUUUCGUAUUUUCAUCAAAAUCCCGUUUGGUGAACUUCCUGCAUUUUUUGAUAGAGUAACACAAGAAACCCGUACACGGAUCUAACUCAAUCUGAAAUUGUGGGGCCCUAUCAUUUCACAGGGUUUCUAUUGGUAUUAGAAUUUUUGCAAAAUGCUUGGAUUUUGAUUUUCAUGGAUAUUGCAGGUUUUUGAACUUGGUAAAUUCUUGGAUGAAAAAGUGCUCCCUUAAUAAUGACGAUGCAGUAGACUCAGCCUAUAAAAUUUUUCUCCUGGGCUAAAAAUAGGCUACAUUGAUAUUUUGUAUGUAUAUCGAGUUGGUGAUAUUUUAACAACCAGUCCACCCCUACAUCCUCUAGAUUUAUAGUAAAACUGAAACACCUCAUCAAAUUUCUGACGGGUGUGUUAAAGAUACCAUUAUGUGUAUCAUUGUUAAUCUUUAAGAGAAAAAAACCCCACAGCCACUGAAAGCAUUUAAAGAAUAAUAAAAUUUUAUUUUGUUCAAAAUGCAUAUACUCGGUGAAAAAAUGAAGAUUUAUAUACACUAUGAUAACAUACUUCGAAUGUGAUUACGUGCACACGUCAAGGUUAACCUAAGAUACUACGGCAAUUUAAUACACUACACAUGAUAUAACAAUAAUAUUUAAAAUUCUUAAAGAAUAAUUCACAAAUGCCAAAAUCGUCUUUCCAGUUCUUAGAGGACACAGUUAAUUGAUGGCCGAACGUUAUUUCACCCCAUUCCUGUCAAAUAUGAUGGUCCAAUUCAUAAGUAUAAAAGGAAGCUCUUGUAUUGAGGUGGCAACGUGUCACUGCCCCCUUUCGAGGUUUUGGUGUAAGCUAUCUUCAUCCUAUUUGUCAACGCAUGUAACAUUUUCUGACCUUGAGUACAUUUUCAUCAUUCGACUGAAGCCAGUUUUAUUGGAUUAUCGGAGUUGAAACAUCCACCAAUUGCAAUAGACCUUUUUUUUUUUUGCUACUGGAUUCUAAAUCUACCAUGACGUCAACAGAGGGUAUUUUCAAAACAAACAUAUAACCCCUUUCUCAUGUAACUCUGCAACUAAUCGAGCAGAAAAUGUAGCAUUGAAGAAUUUUUCAUAUUUGUAAAUGCUUUUUCUGCACAAGAAUCCAAGGAAAGACCCAGCCAUCACCUUAAGAUAUAGAUGGGUUGUUAUAGAGUGAAGCCAGAAUCAGUGUGCAUAUUUUGUUAGUGCCAUCAUAUAGAAAACAAUCAUUAUGAUUACAAUUAAUGCUUUCAGUGACCUAGCUGGUGCUAGGUACAGCACCGGAUUAACCUCGUGCCAUCCUGGAUUUACCCAAAGUUUAUUUUCCUAGUUCUUUUUUCGUCGGUGCUGGGGUGCAGUGAAGUCAUAAGAUGCUUUAUUUUUGGAUGGACCUGAAAGAUGGAAGUAAACGAAACCUUUCAGUUUAAACAGGUGUCUACAUCGCGUUUUCUUCUCGCCUACUCCGUUUUCAGUACAACCAAGUGAACGAGUUACGGCAAUGAACCAUUAUUUUUGACGGAACCACGCCGAACUAUCAUUUUUCCAGAUGCAAUGUCAUUUUGGUGGUAGGUGCAAAAAUGUCUGGCAUUUAUGCUUCUUACAUGGUUCUGUAAUCCGAAAGAAAUUACAAUAAAAACUGUUUACCUGUGCCGAUCAUUCUUCUUCUUUUUUAACAUUGUGUCUCAAAAAGUGUUUCAAGGAAUUAAACCCAUUUUGUGAGGAGAAAUAAACCCAUUGUUAUCUAUAAUGUUAGUUCAACAACCUUAGUAAAGAAACAAAAACCCCUAAAUGAAUCUAGUUUACCUUUCUCAACUCUUAGUAUUUUACACCACAGGAAGAAUGUUGUAGUUUUGGUUUCUGUUCAUCCUAGAUCUAGUACCAGACUGACGCAGUAGGCUAAAUGAUGUGAUAAAUUUAAUAAUGUGUCCACAACAACGCCCGUGACAGUUUGGCAGACUGAAUGAAAAGAAACUACAGCGGACAUUACGAUAGAAAAACUGCCCCCGAGUCAUGACACAAAGUUUGUAGAUAGGUCAUUGAGUGCAACAGUCGACGUUAACCUUGUAAAUUGUAUAUGAAAUGUACAGAUUGAGUAGGAAGAAAUGCAUCAAAGUAAUGGUACUGAAAAUAAUUUUUAUAGAUCAAUAACGUCUGCUUUAAAACCAAUUAAAAAGUAAUUUUAUUCUCCAGUGGUCUUUGCAGAAAUCGAUAAUGUGACAAAAACGCUCUUUUUGUUGACAGAAGAACAGAAUGUCGUAAGACACUUAUGAUGCUAUCAGUGCACUUCUUCACCUCAGACUCUAGAGCAUUUGGUCGCCAAAGGAAUGAUUGAAAUAUUUAUGCUGUAGAAUAUGAUAUUUAAUUAUCCCUGGAAACAAUCAGUGGAUACAAAUCGCUCCCAAGAUAUUCAUGCACUCUGCAACCCCAGGGUCGUAAAUUUCAGUUUGGUGUAAUUUGCUAAAAUUAUUUAUAUUAUGGGUUUUCCCAUGUAUUCCCAAAAUUCCUUGAGUUUAGAUUUGCAAUUUGCAGGGUAAAAAUACAUAUAAGGAAUGAAAAUAAUCGAAAUGAAACGAGAAAGAAUUACAGAGAGCAUGGGAAACCCCUGAACGAGUGCAAUGCGUACAAUACUCGCAACACGGACAAAUUGGCUGCCAGUAUUUUACAGCUGACGAAGUCAAUACAAAAUAUGAUUUUGAAAUGAUACUAAGUGAAAUUCCCAGAAAUUCAAAUUUGUCUGAUUACAUUCACAAAUUUUAAAUGAAUAUAAAAUUUAUGCUUCACAUUCAAUUAAACAAGUGUGAAAUUUUUAAAUGCCUAAAAAAGUUAUGUUAUCUAUCAAGCCACGCAAAAAUUUAUUUGGUUAUUUUUUCCAUCGCAUUGAAAUAUUCACUCAUUAUAUAAUGCUUCUUCAAAAUAGCAAAUGUGCAAUAUUAAGGGUAUACUUUUCAACGACGUUAAUCGCUAAAUAAUCUACAAAUUUAUUAAUAGGUAGCAAACUGACAGGAACAAGCGGGUAGUGCCACAUGAAUGAAAUUUGGCAAGUGAAGAGAAAAUCGGAGUUAAGUCUAUUCAUCAAUCAUUCGAUGAAAACACAAAACAAACUGAGAAGGUGGAUUUCUGCUCGCAUCAAUGCAUAUGAACCGUCCAAUCACAUUUGCCCUAGCUGACAAAAAUGUCUUUCUAGCCAAUCGCCGCACGGCACUGACAUUCCAUACAAGGCUUUUUCGGCCUGUUUACCCUUUAGGCCCUGCCCCUUUGCCGACUUAUGAAUGAGUGAAAACAGCGCUCGUACGCUAUAAAUAGACGCCAUCGGUGUCUUUGCGUGCAGUGUAUGUGUCGAUGAAUAGCAUGCCGGAGUAAAAACUUUGUGGUGUAUUACAAGUGUAAUCAGACAGAAUCAUUCCCUUUCUGUGUGGAUUUUUUAAGCACAGGUAAGAUAAGCAGGUGUGAUUUACAUUACACUGUGCAUGUUUCAUUUAUAUCGUGGCAUAAUACAAAAUCGUUUUCCCCGUUUAUAUGUACAAUAUUAUAUAUAUUACACUUUCAAUGCAAAAAAAAAAAAAAAAAAAAAAAAAUGAAGUCAGCAAUUAGUUUCCAAACCAUUUCGUGACAGCCCUUCCUUGAUGCCCAGCAAUUAAAACAACAACCAAGGGGAAAACACACCCCUAAAAAAUCUUCUCUUCUAUAAUGGACAUGUAUUUGGUAUAUAAAUUCUGCAGGAUAUUUUAGCAAAAAAUUUCAUCGCCCUUCAACUUAAACGUAGAAACAAAAUAACAGGUCGCAUAAUUUUACGGUAUAUUUAUAUUAUGCUUAAAAGUUAUUGUUUCCAGAUAGGCAAAUCGCCACCGGUCCCCUUAUCAAAAUUAUAAGUAAAAGUUAUAAGAAAGCGUUAUGAAAACACGUAAUUAAAGGAAUAAAAGUGAAAAAUGCGUCGUUUGAGAAAUAUAAAAGGUGUCAUUUAUUGACGGUGAAUUUUACCAUUCCAUUUCAAUGUAAGACGCAUUGUUUUUUUUUUUUAACCAUUUUGUUUCAUUGCAGAACAUAAUCUACUUCAAAAUAGGUCGCAUUGUAGAAUGAGCAGUUUUUUACCAUUCUAAAUUUGCGAUCGUUCAUAAGGAAGGAAUGCUAAGUACACGAUUUUUCUCUUUCAGCAGUGAUAGAAAUUUCUAAAAAAAAAAAAAAAAAAAAAAAAAAAAAGAGGUGCAUGAAAGAACUCCAAAUCCCCCUUUUCCCGUUUAGAAUAUAAAACGUUUAGAGAAUUUCAAUAAAACUAAGUUUAUAUCACCGUAUACCACAGAGUUCUCAUUCAAAUUCUAACUUUUAGUUUUAAAAAAAUUUGAAGCAUUAGUAAUGAUAUAAAACGUCACAUACUUGUAUCCGCCGACUGUCAGUUAUUGGCUCCUCAGAAGAUAAACCGAAUCAAGAUAGAUUGCGGUUUAACUGGGUGUAUUCAGACAAUAGUUUAAGUUUGAUUUGUUAUUAUCGAGAAUACAAUUCACUAAAUAUUUGAUAACUCUACCGAGGCAUUAGAAUUCAAGUGUUUUAAUGAAGAAUUUCCCCCCGAUUAUUUUACCAGCAUUGAAAUCCAUCCAUCUUUAAUGUUCAUAAACAAUUAGAUCUACUUUAAACUUAGUUUUUAAAUAUUGUGGUCGCAAUGUAGACCGGUAAUAAUCGUUUUUACCUUUACCUGCUUAUUGUAAACGCUCCGUGCGGAAGCACUGGGGCUAUAUAAAGAAUUUCACUGACACGGUGUGGCAUACAGCUCUUUGCAGCCAGCGAGAGAAGAGCUCCGCUGGUGUUUGGAAGAAUAAUACAUCAAUGAAAUGUGAUUAAUUGGAAGUCAAAUUCACCACUGCUAAUUUUAUUUCAUUGCAGAAUAUUUCUCUUGGAUUUGUGUGGAUUUAAAAUCGUAAAUUUCGUCCGUGGAAGCAUAAAAGAACAGAUUGUAUUGACCAUGUCAGAACGCACAGUACAGAGACUUUUUUCGAGGAGUUUUGCAGCGAAGAAACUUCUUCAAAAUCAGAAAAGGAACUGUUUUACAGACGUAUCGCAAAAAUCAAUGUCGGGAGUUAGACUUAUUGCUGAAGCUGUUGCCGAUAGAACAGACAUUGCGGAUAUAUCCCAAAGUGAUACGAAACUGAAAACAAUUGAUGAUUUACCUGGGCCCCGGGGUUACCCGGUUGUUGGGACAGCUCCGGAAUAUUUCAGGAAAGCCAACAGAGGACAAAUGCAUGAAGUGCAGAGACGAUUUCACCGAAAAUACGGAAGCAUGUUCAAAGAAAAACUGGGACCUGUUACAAAUGUGUCAAUUGCCGAUCCAGAUAUUGUAGAAGAACUCGUUCGGAAAGAGGGAAAAUAUCCACUUCGACCUCCCUACGAGUCAUGGGUUCUUUAUAGGAAAUUCCGUAAUCAGAAAUAUGCUGGUGUGAUGUCCUCUGUUGGACCAGAGUGGCAUAAGAUGCGCCAGUCAACAGCAAAGCACACUUUGAGACCCAAAACAGUCGCAGAAUAUACUGGAAUCCUGAACGGAGUUUCUGAUCUUUUCGUAAACCGAUUAAGAUUUCUCAGAAACAACGAAGGAUCUGUUGCACAACUUAGCUCAGAGCUCAGUAAAUGGGCGUUAGAAUGUGGCACGGGAAUCAUUUUGGAAAAGAAUGUGGGUUGCCUGGAAAACGAAAUUGAGCCAAGAAUAGCCGAUUUUAUCGAAGCUGUAGGAAAUAUGUUCUUGACGGGUCAUGAAUUGAUGGUUUUCCCAGAAGUUCACAAAAAACUCAACACCAAACCAUGGAGAGUUCACGUACAAGCAUGGGAUACCAUUUUCUCAGUUGCUACGGAAUUAAUCGAAAACAGAAUUACUGAAAUUCAAAAUUCCCUCCAGAGCGGAGAACUUGAAAAAGAAACCACCACAGGUGUCUUGCGGCACUUGAUAUCGCACACAAAGUUGAACAUAGACGAGAUUUAUGUCAAUGCCACAGAACUGCUUCUAGGUGGAGUCGAUACGUCUUCAAAUGCACUUGGGUUUGCCAUGUACCUUCUUGCAAAAAAUCCAAAUGCCCAGGAGAGAUUACAUCAGGAGGUCGAUACAGUGUGUAAUGGAAACCCUUGCACCUCCGAAAACCUCCAGAACAUGCCAUAUUUAAAGGCAGUUCUGAAAGAAAGCUUAAGAAUGUAUCCUAUCAUACCAAUCAAUGCGAGAGUCAUGCAAGAAGACACUGUUUUAAAUGGUCACGUCAUACCCAAAAAUACUUGUGUCUUACUGAAUGGAUAUACUAUGGGCUAUAAUGAAAAAUAUUUUCCUGAGCCUGAACAAUUUCGACCAGAACGAUGGCUGCGAAGUUCUGAAAAUGAGAGGCACCCUUUUGCCAUGCUGCCAUUUGGAUUCGGUUCCAGAAUGUGUGCUGGCAGAAGAAUUGCAGAGCAACAGAUAUUUACCACUUUAAUAAAAACGAUACAAAGCUUUUGGAUGGAAUCUGACGGGGAUGUUGAAACAACUGUACGGACUGUUAUAACCCCUAAACAUCGAGAAAUUCCCAUUCAGUUCAUUGACCGAUAAGGAGAGAAGGCUCAGGGACUCGGGAAAACCACAUCUAACAAACCUUGUUCCGACAACAAGAGGAAACUUUCGAAAUCCAGAACAACAUGUUCCCGUACAGAGUGACUUAUUCUCUUCCUUUACCCCUGAAGUGACAGUUCUACCUUACAUGGCUAUAUCGCAUACACGUGUUUGCCAGAGAGACCAGUGUUUGAACUUGUCAGAUUGUACAUAACCUCUCGUGUACAGAUGCCAUGGGUGCUUCUCACGUUCGUGAUAGACUCGGAACAGACGGGUAUUGAUAUGUUCACUAUCAUGUUUCAUGUGAUUCUUAUUGGCUUUUUAUACAAUGCAAGUUUCAUUUAAUAUCUUUCACUACUUAUCGUUGCAUUUACAUAUUACGAUACUGUGUCAUUCACUUGCAUUGCAAGUAAUCUUUCAUUUAUUUAUUUGACGAAUCUCUUCAAACGAGUUUUAAGGUCCUUUGUAACGUUUGAUUUAAAGAAACAAAUCCACGAUACGAAACGUAAGGCAUCAUCCCUUUGUCAGAAAGAUAUUGUCAUCUCUUAACGUUAUACGGAUGACUCUGAUCAAAUUCGUUUGAAGGGAUAAUAAUACGAUUUCAAGGUGCAAUAUUUAUUUGUCAUGAAGAUAGCUUUUAUUUGAUGAAUUGUAAGACAUUCUAAUCAUACGUCGCUCUUUGACAUGUACAGUGAAAAAUUUCAUCAAUGUUAAUGAUAUGUGCACACCUGGGACUAGUGACCUUAAGGGUCUUGAAAUGUGCGACACUUUAAGUUACUUUGUAAAGUACGUUCACGCGCUGUCAUGUUGGACUUGAGAUAUGUCUUAUCCCUUCUUGGGUGUUGUUUCGACGAAUUUUAUUGAAUUGAUUAGAACUGUUUUUAACUGAAUGUAAUUCGACAUGCAUAAUAAUUUAUGGAAAGCAAUUUAUACCUCAAUUCUAUACGACACAUCUUUUGUUAGUUGUGUAAAAUGAAAUAAAUAAAAAAUCAAGUGAAAA
Messenger RNA from Ostrea edulis (European flat oyster), 9374 nucleotides. Its product is annotated as 1,25-dihydroxyvitamin D(3) 24-hydroxylase, mitochondrial-like. Gene Ontology annotation, biological process: cellular response to peptide hormone stimulus; cholesterol metabolic process; cortisol metabolic process. Bases 6776 to 8374 code for a protein of 532 amino acids. Gene Ontology annotation, cellular component: mitochondrial inner membrane. Gene Ontology annotation, molecular function: iron ion binding; heme binding; monooxygenase activity. The transcript has 10 exons. The record is from RefSeq and is a predicted model, not a curated record. NCBI's taxonomy places the organism in Eukaryota, Metazoa, Mollusca, Bivalvia, Ostreida, Ostreidae.